CCGAAGAAAAAAAAAAGAGGGUAAAAAGUUUGACACGUUUCCAGAGACAUCCAACUGUCAGAGUCGCAGAGGAGCAGGAUUUCUUUACCGUGCGCUUCAGACUGCUGGACAGGCGAGAAAAUGAUGAGCACUUUCAAUUUAGAUAUCGGACCACUGAAAGAGCCCCUGGCAUUCAUUCGUGUCCUGGAAUGGGUUUUCGCCAUAUUUGCAUUUGCAUCGACCGGCACUUAUUCUGGUACCACAAGCUUUAAUGUCCUGUGCCAAAAGACUGAACCUAUUCAUGAAGUCAACGUCACCUUCCAGUACCCUUUCAGGCUCAAUCAGAAGUCAUACCACGUCCCAACCUGCAAAGUCAAUGCCUCAGGUGAGACCAAGGAGUAUCAGCUGAUUGGAAACUAUUCAUCUUCGGCUGAGUUCUUUGUCGCUGUUGGAGUCUUGGCCUUCCUCUACUGCACCGCUACACUUGUGCUGUAUCUGGGUUACCAGCACCUGUAUCGUGAGUCAAACCGUGGACCAAUUAUAGAUCUGCUGAUAACAGGAAUCUUCACGUUCCUGUGGCUGGUGUCCUCCUCUGCCUGGGGAAAGGGUCUGACUGAUGUGAAACAUAGUACAAGUCCAAAUUCACUUGUCACCGUAGCUGAUGCUUGUAAGGACCAACACAAUAAUUGCACAGCAGGUGCAGUUCCUGCCCUUGGCCCCCUCAAUUCCUCAGUGAUUGCAGGAUUCCUCAAUCUCAUUUUAUGGGCGGGAAAUUGCUGGUUCAUCUUUAAAGAGACACCUUUCCACAAAUCGUCAGUUCCUUCAGCCACUCAGCAAGAAGGAAGGCAGCCUUGACGGAAGAAGUUAUGUCUAAUCACCAAGUUAUACCAUGAAAAGAAGAGAAAGUCCCAAUUGCUUCUGUUGACAGCUCUGCUGCAACAGCAAAACUAAAGGAGAUACUGGACAGCGUUUAUAAUCCCCAUGUGCCACUGGAAAAUAUUCACAGCGGAGAUCAUUAAUUCAAACCCUAACCAGGGAAGAUACACAGAAGCUCAAUUAAGAAGUUAAAUUUGUUCUCAUCCUGCUUUUUUGAGGGCAAAUUUAAUUCCAGCAAAAAGAUAGCUCCACUUUUUUUGUCAAAUGCAUGGAUGAGUAUAUUAUGUUACAAUGUUUUUACAUAUCUUUAAAAAAUAACUGUUGUUCUUUAAAAAAAAAGCCAUUUUGCUCCUUUGAUAGGAUGGCUCACCAGCACCUUUCUACCACUGAGGAAGGACAAGCCAUGUAGGUACUUAGGUUUGUGGAGCCAAAUGACCGUGAACCUGUACAUUGUUAUUACCACAUAGAAAAUAAUAGUAAGCAUUUAGAAUCUUUGGUGAAUAGAUUACAUUAUAAAUGUUAGACAGAGGAAAGUCAUUGUUGAAGAAGGUUUUCAGACUCUCCCAUAACAGACAAAAAGUUGAAAAUAAAUUUAUCAAUAGAGGCAGAAAUAAAAAAAAAAGUCAAAUCAAGCCAUCGUAGUGUGAGCGUGUAGCAAUGUUACGCAGUUUUGAAACGGUACACAGCAGUGGUUUCAGUCUGGAACCUUUAAUGUGGUUGAAAUUAGAGCAAUACUGGCACUAAAUUAUUCUUGUUGUGAAUUAUACGGGUACCUAAACCGUUAUGUUAAUUUCAUUUUGUUGAGUUAUAUCAAGACUAUCAAAACUGAGCUGUUUCCGAUGGACAAGAACAAUACAAAGCAUAAGCCAUUCAAAUGCAGGGUAAUGUUACAAUGCUUUAUCUACAUGUUUUGGUAUCAAUUAUAGGAACUGUGUAAGUGCCUCACAAAUUAAAAUAUGCUUGUCUGAAUGUAAUUCUGAAUAAUGAGCACUGCAGGCAUUGUUGCAUCUUUUAAAGCAACAGCUUGAAACUUACCAGGAAACGGUAUUUUUGAAGGAAAGAAAUGGUUAAGAUGUUACUGGCAGGCUUUAGGUACAUUUUUACAGUUCACACACAAUGUUUUUUCUAAGCUGGUUAUGGAAACUAUACAUUUCUGCAUGAAAAUGAACGUGUUGACAUUCUACUGAUAGUAUUACAUGUUUUGUGAAGUAUAAUAUGUUUUGUUAUAUAAUUUUUCUCCUGUUUUUAUAGACUUGAAUUUGAGGUGACAGUUUUUUCAGUAUGCUGUAUGUUUCUAUGUAGUUUUAUAUUUUAACCCCUGCAGUAAUUAGCGUUUUCUAUCAUCUCCAGCAAUAUCACCACUAUCUUAGUGACUGAAUGUAGUUCUGUCAAUGUAUUUUGGCAUGUAGACCUUGAAAAUAUAUAUAACAAAGUAAAUAAUGUUUUCCUUCCUUUUUGCUUUUGUUAAACCAGAAGUGCCCAGUCCUGGAGACCUCCCACCCUGAAAAGUUCAGAUCCAGCACACCUGGCCUUCAUUACCUGGAUCAGGCAUGCUCGAUUUGGGCCGGAGCUUAACUUUGCAGGGAGGUAAAUCUCUAGGAGCAGGACUGAGCACCCCUGUGUUAAACACUGCAAAACUGAUAGGCAGGUGCUUAAGUUUAAAAAUACUAAUUGGCAGUGUUCUGUUGAAACAAAUUUCUUUUCUUGUAUCUCAACUUUUGUUGUCAUAUAUUAACAAAGUGUUAAAAAAAUACAAUUUGACCUUGAAAUGUGCCUUAAUUAAAGUGUUUUCUUAAUAGUUUAA
This is a messenger RNA of Pygocentrus nattereri (red-bellied piranha), 2659 nucleotides long. It is a transcript of the gene sypl2b, whose product is annotated as synaptophysin-like 2b. The record is from RefSeq and is a predicted model, not a curated record. NCBI's taxonomy places the organism in Eukaryota, Metazoa, Chordata, Actinopteri, Characiformes, Serrasalmidae. The coding region runs from base 121 to 834 and encodes 237 amino acids. Gene Ontology annotation, cellular component: synaptic vesicle membrane; synaptic vesicle. The transcript is spliced from 7 exons.